UUUGAUUCUCUUCCUUCAAUUUGUUCUAAUUUCCUUUGCGAGAUCUGUUCUUUCCUGUCAAGCACUAUGAGUCAGACGCAAGUGCACGGCGACGCGCCAUUUCUUCCAAGACAUAAUCAGAAACAUUCUCAAACGACUCCCUGUCAAAUCCCUAAUCCGAUUUCAAUGUGUCUGCAAACAUUGGAAGAAUCUCUUCAAAACGCCAUUUUUCAUCGCUGACCACCUCCACCACUCCACUCAUCAAAGCCCUUCUCUUCUUAUCCAACAGAACAGUAUGUAUGAGCCUUUGCAAUUGCGUUCGCUCGAUCGCGAGAUGCAUGUCCAUGAAGUUCAUAACGCACCUUUGAUCGGUUCCUUACGGGACGUUGAGAUCAUCGGUUCCAGCAAUGGCUUGCUCUGUGUUGCAAUCCAUGAGACUGAUAUAUCUACUUCUUCCCUUCUUUUGUGCAAUUCCCUUUUACUGUGGAAUCCUGCUAUUGGAGAGGUCAGACAGAUACCUAGGACCAGAACUGUUAAGUUUGAGGAGGGUAUAGGUUCAUCUACGGAGAGAUGGUCUUCGACUAAGAAAUGUGCUUGCAAGGGCCCUUCCAACAUGUUACAACUUGGGUGCAUUUGGAGGAAUGAAAUGGUAUGUUCUGAUUCUGGAAUGCAUAGAAAUACCGAUGAAAGUGAAGGUGAAGUGGAGAAUGACGAACAAAAGGCUGUUAUAUAUCUGUUGAAUAUGACUACUAAUGAAUUUAAGAAGGUUGCUAUCCCCAGAGGUGGCUAUUUUUUCAAUUAUGUGGACAGUUUUUUCAAGCAUGUGGAAAGCCUUGUACCAGAUGGAAUUGGAAACAUCCACUUUGAAGAACAUUGAUCGGAAAGGUUAUUGAUUACUUUUGUUUGAAUAUUUUGGCGGAAAUAAAUCCAUAUCAGAUUAGAUUAUUGUGUAACUAUAGGGUUUUCAUGCCCUUUAGAGAUGUUAUUCAGAAAGAUGAAUGUAUAUACUCUAUACCAGAUGUUUGUUGUUUUAUUUGACCUAACUAAUAUAUAAUAUCAGAUUGCCCAGUUC
Molecule: messenger RNA, 1051 nt
Organism: Prosopis cineraria
Lineage: Eukaryota; Viridiplantae; Streptophyta; Magnoliopsida; Fabales; Fabaceae
Exons: 2
Coding region: 275-856 (193 amino acids)
Source: RefSeq, a predicted model, not a curated record